Molecule: messenger RNA, 3225 nt
Organism: Impatiens glandulifera
Lineage: Eukaryota; Viridiplantae; Streptophyta; Magnoliopsida; Ericales; Balsaminaceae
Product: zinc finger CCCH domain-containing protein 30-like
Exons: 2
Coding region: 494-2653 (719 amino acids)
Molecular function (GO): metal ion binding; protein binding
Source: RefSeq, a predicted model, not a curated record
AGUCUCCAUACUCUCUCUCUAGGUUUUGUCUGUUCAUGCUUUUCUUCUCUCUCUCUCUGUUAUCAGUUCUUCACACUCUUGUUCCCUUCUCCCUCUACAAGAAUCCCUCGCUUUCUCCCCCAUCUCCAUCUACAGUAUCCUCCUUUCUCUGCUCUCCCGAGCUUUGCUCGAAGAAUUUCUUAAAAAAAAAAACAAAAAAAAAAAACACACCCAGAACCAUCCGUCUCUCUCUUUCUCUCUCUAUCCAGUGACUUUGAGAGAAUAAUAUAUAGUUGGAACGACUUUCGUCUUCUUCCUCUCCACCGUCCGUCGUCUUUUCUUUCUCUCUCUAUAUUAAUCUCACCCGAUCCAUGGAUUUCAUUUCUUCUUAUUUCGUAUAUCUCACAGAUCUGUAAAGCUGAUUCUCCCUAGCCUCAUCUAGAAGACUUUUUUUCUUCAUCCGUCUAUAAUCGCUCAUCUAGCACGAUCUCUUUUUUCUUCAGCUAAUUGAAUCAUGUGCAGUGGACCUGAGCCAUCGAAUUCCACAUCAACAAUGGAAAAUGAUAAGUGUGAGAAAGAUAUGGAUCAUCUGCUGAAUGCUAAUCAGGAUAAUAUUUUUGCAAGUUUACUUGAGCUUGCUGCUGACAAUGACUUUGAAGCUUUCAAACAUCUCAUAGAGCAGGAUGCUUCUGUUGCUGUUAAUAAGAUAGGGCCAUGGUAUAGCCGCAGGAAGGGAUCUAAACAAAUAUCUCUGGAGCAUAGGACCCCUUUGAUGAUUGCUGCGACUUACGGUAGUCUUGAUGUUGUGAGAUUAAUACUCUCAGUUCCAAAUAUUGAUGUGAACCUAUCAUGCGGCCUUGACAGAACCACUGCCCUUCACUGUGCAGCCUCAGGAGGUUCAACUAAUGCUCUUGAUGUUGUAAAGCUGCUUGUAUCUUCUGGUGCUGAUCCCACUAGCAUUGAUGCUAGUGGUCUGCGCCCAUUUGAUGUAAUUGUUGCCCCUCCGAAAAAUCCCGAAUCGAGAACUGCCCUUGAGGAAAUCCUUUCAAAUAAUGUUUCUGAUAGUUCUCUUGGAAACUACUUUGGCUUAUCUGUGGCUACUUCAACAACUCUAUCUUCAUCUCCUAGAAAUGGGUCUCCUGGUUCACCUUCAGAUUCCGUGUUGUUGUCGCCAACAGCAUUGAAGCUCAGUGAAAAGAAAGAGUAUCCCAUUGAUCCAUCUCUACCUGACAUUAAAUAUGGCAUCUAUUCAACUGAUGAAUUCCGCAUGUAUUCGUUUAAGAUCAGGCCAUGCUCCAGGGCUUACUCUCACGAUUGGACUGAAUGCCCUUUUGUUCACCCGGGAGAGAAUGCUCGAAGGAGAGAUCCAAGGAAGUUUCACUACAGCUGUGUUCCAUGCCCUGAUUUUCGGAAAGGCGCUUGCAAGAGAGGAGAUAUGUGUGAAUAUGCACAUGGAGUGUUUGAAUGUUGGCUACACCCAGCUCAGUAUCGAACUCGACUUUGCAAAGAUGGCACUGGUUGUGCUAGACGGGUAUGCUUUUUUGCUCAUAAACCUGAUGAGCUUCGUCCUUUGUAUCUUUCAACCGGUUCUGGUGUUUCAUCGCCUAGGUCAAAUGCGGCUUCUGCUAGCCCAAUGGACAUGGCAGUUGCUCUAGGGCUUCUGCCUGGCUCUCCCUCUUCCAUGAUGUCUUUCAAUCAACAACCCAUGUCUCCAACUGGUGUUGGAAAUGGAUUUCCAUGGCCUCAACAACAGCAGAACGUUCCUCCACCACUUAAUCUGGCCGGGAGCAAUCUCCAGUCGAGUCGGUUGAGGUCUUCGUUCAGUGCGAGAGAUAUUCUUCCUGAAGAAAUGAACAUGUUUCCAGAACUGGAAGGUCAAAUGAUGAAUGAUUUGAGUUGCUUGUCUCGUGAAUCCCGUCCAAGACCGGGUUUGAACCAUAUGGGACUGUCGAAGAUGCUGAGUCCUUCUAAUCUCGACGAGCUAUUCUCCGCGGAGAUGUCGUCGCCUCGUUACUCUGAUCAGCAGUCGGUCUUUUCGCCUUCGCACAGAUCAGCCGCUCUGGCUCAGUUCCAGCAGCAGCAGCAGAACAUGCUGUCGCCUAUCAAUACUAACAACAACAACGGGUUCUCCCCGAAAAACAUUGUUGAUCAUCCUAGUCUGUAUCAGUCGUAUGCUGUAUCGUCUCCAAGAUCAAUGACAUCUCCAAGAAGCAUGGAUCCAAUAUCUCCAAUGGGCUCCCGCCUUUCCGCGUUUGCUCAGAGGGAAAACCAGCAGCAGCAGCAGAUUCGAUCUCCUGGUAGUAAUAAUAAUAACAAUAACAUGUUGAUGUCAAAAUGGGGUUCCCCGAGUGGGAAAGUGGACUGGUCAUUAACUGAAGCAGAUCUGGGAAGGAUGCAAAGAAUGCCAUCAUCUAAGAAUGAUGAGCCGGAUUUGUCGUGGGUACAGACACUUGUGAAGGAGUCGCCUCCGCCUGAGAUGAAGGAAAAAGUGGUGGCAGUUGUACCGAAUUCUGGUGGGACUGUGACAUCAUCAUCCGGUGGUGAGGGGUCUCUGAAAAGCACUAACAACAACAACAACAGUACUAACAAUCAAAAUGAAUCUAUUGAUCACUCGGUUUUAGGUGCUUGGCUGGAGCAGAUGCAGCUGGAUCAGCAGCAGCAGCUGGUGGCCUAGUUAAGGUUACUUACUACUAUAUUGGUUUCUGUUCUUUGCUUUGCCUUGCUAAUAUUAUUUUGACUUUUGGAGAGAAAUAUUCAUCUGGUGUUGAGAUGAUGAUGAUGAUGAAGAAGAUGAUUAUGAAGAAGGAAGGAAGGAAGGAAGAAAGUGUUCUUGAUUUAGUUAUAUUCUUUUUGUUUUGUUUUGUAUUGUUUUUUGGGUUAAUUAUAAUUUGAUUACAGAGGAGACAUGCAUCAGAAAAUGAAGUUGCCUAUAACUAACUGGGUGGUGGUUGGUUGUUCUUCUCUCAGUCCAGUUUUUUUGGUACUUUGUGUUCAUGGAUGGGGGUUCGGUCUUAGGAGAGAAGACUACAUGAAACUCUGAGCUUUACUCAGAUGACAAUUGCUAAAUUAUUGUUAUUAAUUAUUAUUAUUAUUAUUAUUAUUAUUAUUACUAUUAAUUGUUGUUUCAUGUCUUACAAACAACAACAGCAUCAAGACAUGUGAGAAUUGCUUGUUCUUUUGUAUUCUUGAACUUAGCAAGGACAAGAGAAACUCUCAUUAUUAUUAAAUUUCAUCUUUUUUCUAAUA